CUCGAUGUGAAACAGCUGAUCCAUGCCGUUGUAUUACAGAUGGGCACCAGCCUCCGUCUCCUGGUGAUUCAGGCGGUGUUUAUCGUCGUCCUUGCAGGACAGGAAACAGGAAAACAGAGAAGGAUUCUCUUUUCCCCAACUAUGUUUACCUGCCCCAAACUAACUGUGGUCCACGGCAGUGUGAAGUGCACCCAUAGCAACGCUAUAACAUCACAAUGCACUACCACGUGUGCCACAGGUUAUAAAGCGGUCCAUUCCAAAAUCACCUGCACCUACCAUGCAGAACUAAAGAAAUCCGCUUGGUCGGCCACACCAUCAUGUAAAGCCACCACUUGUCCAAAACCGCCAUCCGUCUCCCAAGGAGCUCUACACUGUCCAUCGUCGACCCACGUGAUUGGUCAAGUGUGUACACUUUCCUGUAGCACUGGGUACCGGUACACUAGUUCCAACACCGCUUACCAUUCCAUACGAUGUCUCAGCACAGGGGCCUGGUCUACACACACCAGUUGUAAAGAAAUUCGUUGUCCGGCCCCAUCAAAGAUCAGUCAUGGGUCCUACCUCUGCUCUCCUUCAACCGUGCACACAUACGGUCAGAAGUGCAGCUUGACCUGCUCUACGGGAUUCAAACCCAGUACUUCUACCCACAGCAUCUCAUGUCUGGCCACAUCCAAGUGGUCGACCUCGGCAUCAUGUGUUGAGAUAAGAUGUCCGACUCCACCCAAGGUAACUGCAGGAACAUACCAGUGUACGUCAUCGUUGAACCACAAGCUGAACGACGCCUGUCACCUUCACUGCAGUGCUGGCUACAAGCCAAGCUCCACGCGAUCUGACAUCAAAUGUCUGUCCACCUCAGCGUGGUCAGCUCCGGCCAAGUGUGUGGAGAUCAUAUGUCCGCCUCCAGCCAAGGUCAGCCAUGGAGCCUAUUGGUGCGGUUCAGCUACAACCCAUAGACUGAACGAUGUGUGUAACCUGCACUGUAACCCCGGGUACAGGCCAAGGUCUGCCUCCUCUGACAUCCACUGCCUCCCUGCUGGUGCAUGGUCCACUGCGGCUACUUGUGUUGAAAUCCGAUGUCCAACUCCAGCUGUAACUCGCCACGGUACAUUCCACUGCUCCUCGGCCACUGUCCACGCUGUAGGGAGCACGUGCGGACUGACCUGCUCCACGGGGUACCGGCGGAAUGUCCACUCCAUCUCUUGCCUCUCGGACUCCACGUGGUCAGCUCAACCAGUCUGUACCGCAAUCAGAUGCCCAACGCCCAAGGCACCGCAGCAUGGUUCUUACAGAUGCUCCCCCUCGCCAUCGACCCAUAAACCGACUGACACCUGCAGCCUCACCUGCACCUCGGGGUACACCCCCAGCACCCACACCAUCACCUGUCUAUCCGACGCCACGUGGUCAGCGGUUCCCUCAUGUACCCAAAUCCGCUGUCCCAGCCCCGCAGCAGCAUCACACGGGAGCUACAAGUGUUCCUCUGCCUCCGUACACACACAGGGAGAAACAUGUACCCUCACCUGUGCCACGGGGUACACACCCAGCACCUCCACCAACACCAUCACUUGUCGACCGGACUCCACCUGGACCGCAUCGGCGAUAUGUGUCGAAACACGAUGUUCAGCUCCUCCUACGGUGACAGGUGGGGUCUACAAGUGUGUUUCAGCAACUGCCAACAAGAUGAACGACGUUUGCCAUCUUCACUGCAACACGGGCUACAAACCUAGCUCCUCACAUUCUGACAUCACAUGUCUGUCAAGCAGGGCGUGGUCAGCACCAUCGACAUGCGUGGAAAUUAUGUGUCCAACUCCACCCAGUGUCAGCCAUGGAACAAACCUGUGUGCUUCGACCAGAGUUCAUCGCCUGAACGACGUGUGUCACCUCCGCUGUAGUUCUGGAUACAAACCAAGUUCAACGUCCUCAGAUGUUCGUUGCCUUUCGCAUGGGGCGUGGUCUGCUGUGGUGCCAUGUGUUGAAAUACGUUGUCCCAGUCCCCAAGCCGCUUCCCACGGUUCAUUAAACUGUUCCUCCGCCAACCGUGAAAUAGGCAGCACCUGUAACCUGACCUGUGCAGCGGGAUAUGAACCCAGCGUCCACACCAUCUCCUGCCUGGCGGACGCCACGUGGUCGGAACAAACCUCCUGUAUCGGAACACGGUGUCCCAGUCCAGCAGCAGGUCGACAUGGCUCGUUCAAUUGUUCAUCCCCUGCCCAUAGCAUAGGCAGCGCAUGUAGCCUCCAUUGUGCUGCAGGGUAUGAGCCAAGUGUCCACACCAUCACCUGCCUUCAUGAUGCUACUUGGUCGGAACAAACAUCCUGCAUUGGGAUACGGUUGUCCAAGACUGUCAGCAGUGAGUCAUGGAUCCCUCAACUGUUCCUCCCCAGCCAGUACAGUAGGCAGCACCUGUAGACUCACCUGUGCUGCUGGAUACCAACCCAGCGUCCACAUCAUCUCCUGUCUUGCUGAUGCUACCUGGUCGGAACAAACUUCCUGUAUCCGAAUCCGAUGUCCUGCUCCAACUGCUCCACCAGAUGGUUCCCUCAACUGUUCCUCGACCACAGUCUAUAGGCCCGAAGACACCUGUGACAUCACCUGUGCUACAGGGUACACGCCCAGCAUCCACAUCAUCUCCUGUCUCCCAGACGGCACGUGGUCGGCCAGACCAACCUGUGUCGGUACGGCGGGUACACUACAUGCAAUGCUUCAUGCUGCAUCCAUUUCAAAGGCUGCGAUGAAUACCCGGAUCUAUUUGAACAAACCUGUUCACCUCUUUGCUUGGGAAGCAUGCUUUCAGAAUUGUUGGUCGCAACAUAACAGACCAAGAACAAUAAUGUGCAGUCCUCUGUGGGUGGAUAUCAGAUUGA
Molecule: messenger RNA, 2858 nt
Organism: Haliotis rufescens (red abalone)
Lineage: Eukaryota; Metazoa; Mollusca; Gastropoda; Lepetellida; Haliotidae
Product: sushi, von Willebrand factor type A, EGF and pentraxin domain-containing protein 1-like
Exons: 16
Coding region: 40-2403 (787 amino acids)
Source: RefSeq, a predicted model, not a curated record